Molecule: messenger RNA, 1362 nt
Organism: Pseudovirgaria hyperparasitica
Lineage: Eukaryota; Fungi; Ascomycota; Dothideomycetes; Acrospermales; Acrospermaceae
Product: mannosyltransferase
Exons: 3
Coding region: 1-1362 (453 amino acids)
Biological process (GO): GPI anchor biosynthetic process
Cellular component (GO): endoplasmic reticulum membrane; mannosyltransferase complex
Molecular function (GO): alpha-1,6-mannosyltransferase activity; GPI mannosyltransferase activity
Source: RefSeq, a predicted model, not a curated record
AUGUUAAGAUGGAGCCCAUUCAUAAGUCCUCUCAGAAAUCCCAUUCGUAGUCUUGGUUUGGUCUUUAUCAUAUGGAAAACGUUACUGUUACUUAUCGCCCUGGUGUCCCCCGGUGCUGGUUAUGAUACCUCUACCGCAAUUCUGUUGUCUUCUUCUCAGCAUCAUCAAAGCCCGGUGGACAGACUCGUCCAAAACUUGGUCAGGUGGGACGCCUUCUAUUACGUUAAGGUUGCCGAAAGAGACUAUCUAUGGGAACAAGAAUGGGCAUUUAGCUGGGGUCUGACCAGGGUGAUCGGGGCAAUUGCUAGAACUCUUGGCGGUCAUCAGCCUCCAUCAAUCCAGACAGUUGCGUUGGUGGGCAUAUGCGUUGCACAUAUCUCGCAUUUUCUCGCCGUCCUGGCACUCUACGAUCUCACCAGACAUGUGACACGAUCUCAUGAGAGCGACAGAUUAGCAUUUGUCACUGCCACACUGCAUAUAUUCUCUCCAGCAGGUUUAUUCCUCUCAUCGCCAUAUUCAGAGCCGGUGUUUGCGCUUUUGAACAUCACUGGUAACCUAUGCUACGUUUUAAGCAUGAGAUCUGCUCCUGGUCAAGGCCUCUCUCCCCACGAGACCGAUGUAUGGAUCUUAGCGGCAGGGUUGUGUUUUGGUGCAGCAUGCACAGUACGGGGCAACGGCCUAUUAAGUGGGUUAACACUAGCUUACCAUACCAUCAUGAUCCUCAGGGAUGCUGUCACCCAGGGCUUGACGCCGUCUCAUGUCCGGCGAAUGACCUCAGGUAUUCUUGCGGGGUUCCUCACGGGAAUGGGAGCUGUCAUUCCGCAAUUCAUUGCUUAUCGGCACUACUGUCAAACACGACAUGAAGGAGUGCUGAGACCUUGGUGUACGAAGCUGCUACCGAGCAUCUACAGCUGGGUGCAGCAGUACUACUGGAACAACGGAUUCUUGCGCUAUUGGAAACUGUCUAAUGUUCCGCUAUUUAUCAUUGCAGCGCCGGUCAUGUAUCUCCUGCUUCAAUGGGAUCUUCGUCCUUAUCUCAGGAAUCGAAGAUCUCCAAAUACGAGGAUGUCAACAACCCAGCGGGCAGAGAGUCUCGUGAUGAAGAAAUGCCUCAUAUGCUUGAUGAUUCCUCAAGUAACACUCGCGCUGCUUGCACUGACCAAUUUCCACAUACAGAUCAUCACACGUCUUGCCUCGGGUUAUCCCCUGUGGUAUAUGGCGGUGGCAAUGUGGCUGAUAAGCUCGCCGAACGUUGUGGAAAAAAAACGCCCAUCGGUUUCAGCUUCAUUGGUUGUUCGAUUCAUGGUGGUCUAUGCAAUGGUACAAGGGGCCCUUUUUGCCAACUUCCUCCCACCAGCUUGA